This is a messenger RNA of Cloeon dipterum, 1498 nucleotides long. It is a transcript of the gene yip2, whose product is annotated as yippee interacting protein 2. The transcript has 8 exons. The coding region runs from base 161 to 1360 and encodes 399 amino acids. The record is from RefSeq and is a predicted model, not a curated record. NCBI's taxonomy places the organism in Eukaryota, Metazoa, Arthropoda, Insecta, Ephemeroptera, Baetidae. Gene Ontology annotation, molecular function: acyltransferase activity, transferring groups other than amino-acyl groups. Gene Ontology annotation, cellular component: mitochondrion.
ACCUGCUCUGUGCUCUGUCCCUUUAAAGAAAGACAAAGAUCAAAGGUUGUCUAUUUAUCAGCGACCAGCGCACUUGGUUCCGAAGAUAAAAAAAUUGAUUUGUGCAAGUAACGGCAGCAUUAGAAGGUGUUAGAUCGAGUGCAGAGUCUACAGCUUGAAGAUGUCUUCUCUGACCAAAGGUAUUUUUAUCGUCGCUGCCAAGCGCACUCCGUUCGGCUCCUACGGAGGCAAAUUCGUGAACAAGAGCGCCGCUGACCUGCAGGAGGUGGCCGCCAAGGCUGCCCUCGCCGCUGGAAAUGUUAAGGCCGACUCGAUUGACCACGUCAUCGUGGGAAAUGUUCUCGGCGCUACGUCGACCGACUCCAUCUACCUGUCCAGGCACGUCUCGCUCAGGGUGGGAGUGCCCAUCACAAAGCCAGCCCUCACCGUCAACCGCCUGUGCGGCUCAGGAUUCCAAUCCAUUGUCAAUGGAGCCCAUAACAUUUCGGCCGGAGACGCCGGCGUGGUCCUCACUGGUGGCGUGGACAACAUGAGCCAGUCGCCUCACAUGGUGCGUGGACUGCGCUUCGGUCUUCCUCUUGGCGCCUCUCCCGUCAUGGAGGAUUCGCUGUGGGCUGGCCUGACCGACUCCUACUGCAAGAUGCCCAUGGCCAUCACUGCCGAAAAUCUGGCUGAAAAGUACAAGAUCAGCAGGGACCAGGUCGAGGAAUACGCCCUCGGCUCUCAGCAGCGUUGGAAGAACGCCCAAGACAACGGCUAUUUCAAGGCUGAGAUCGCCCCCGUCAGCGUCAAGGUCAAGGGAAAGGAGGUCAGCAUCGAAAUCGACGAGCACCCAAAGCCAGCGGCCACCAAGGAGGGCCUCGCCAAGCUGCCUUCCAUCUUCAAGAAGGGCGGAACCGUCACUGCUGGAACUGCUUCUGGCGUGUGCGAUGGCGCCGGAGCCGUCGUUCUGGCGAGCGAGGAGGCAUGCUCAAAGCUGAACCUGACGCCACUGGCGCGCCUCGUGGGAUACAGCGUGGUCGGUGUGGAGCCCAGCAUCAUGGGCAUCGGUCCUGCACCCGCCAUCAGCAUGCUGCUGCAGAAAGCCGGAAAGUCUCUGGCCGACAUCGACCUCGUCGAGAUCAACGAGGCGUUCGCCGCCCAGACCCUUGCCUGCGCCAAGGAACUGAAGCUGGACACUAGUAAGCUGAACGUGAACGGUGGCGCUAUCGCCCUUGGACACCCCUUGGCCGCGUCCGGCUCCAGGAUCACCGCCCACCUUGUCCACGAAUUGAGGAGGAGGAAGGCAAAGCUUGGCAUUGGAUCCGCUUGCAUCGGCGGUGGCCAGGGAAUCGCCUUGCUCAUCGAGAGCAUCCACUAAUUUUGGAUUCGUCUAAAAAAUGCUCUUUUGAACUGCAAAAGACUUCAUGCUUAUUUUAGCUCUGAUGUAAUACUUUCAAUUCAAAGUCUGUUGAACUGAUGCUAUUAAAUCUUUAACUGUUAUAUAUUUCUAAAACAA